AUAAAAUUUAUAAACAUGAUGCCAGUAUUAAAUACAAUUUUAGAUUCAGUCGUGGAUACAAUUGCCCCACCCACUCCAGCAUUUGAAAAUUUCAUUUAUCAUUGGGAAAAAUUUAUGGUUAAUUACUUAGAGUGGACUACAGAUGGACAAUUUUCUCAAACUCGGAUAGAAGAAACCAAUGUACCCGGCCAUCUUGAAAUUGUACAACAGAUAUUAUUAUGUGAAGACAAGAAUGAAAAAACUGCUACCAACUUGUGCAUGGAAUAUGUGUUGAAAAACAACCUAUUUAAUAUACUAACAGUUAUGGCAGAAAAAGAAAAAUUAAUUGGUAUUAGGAUAUUAGUAUUAAAAUACAUGACAAAUCUCAUUAGUCAAUUAAAAAAUCCAGUAUUAGCACAUCCAUCUUUUUUUGUCAGUAUUCAAAGACUAAUUAAUUUAUGUGACAGUGCUCUGUAUAAUAAACAGCAACAAGAUCAGAUUCACUUUUUAUACAUGCUGUGUACACUGUUAAACAAACAACAAAAUGUUUCAAUUAUGUUUUUUUCAUAUGAAUCCAAUAUGUAUCAUUUAGAAGAAGCAAAAACAUCAACGGAAUCAAGUACAUUUAACAGAUUAAAUGUAUUAGAUUGUGUAUUGACCUAUAUCAAUACCAAGAAUACAGAUGUAUUUUACAAAUGUUGUAAUUGUAUAUUGUUGCUUACUAAAUUAAAUGAUGAAAAUGUGAUAGACUUCAUAAUCAAUAAAACUAAACUAUGUUCAACAUUAAGUGAACAUCUUAGAAAUUUGCUUUGUGCAUUACCAACUACAUUGGAUUAUAAUGGACUAGAAACAAUUGAAUUAAAUUGGAGGGAUGAUUACAAUGCCACUUAUUCAAAUGAUGUCACUAAAUUUUUUUGUUGGUUAAAUUUUAUUGUUGAGGUUAUAAGAGAUAGUCAAUUGAAAAUAUCUUAUUCAUUGUGUGAAUCAUUAAGAUUAUUAUUUUUUAAUAAAUUAUUUGAAAAUUCAGAGCAAAUAUCAUCUUCUUAUGUUUUUUUGUUAAAAAAAAUCUACAAAGAAGCAGAUUAUACACCUUUAAAUUAUACAAUAAAUUAUUGGUUACGGUCAGAACUUGAUAGCCCUUAUUGCAAUAAACAAACACCAAUAGACAUUUUAAUAAAAUUGUCUUCCGCUACAGAUGAUAUUUUUGUUUUUAACAUUCUCAAUCUUUUUAUAGAUAUAUUACUCAAUUCAGACAAAAAAGUUUUGGAUUUUAUAAUUUUACAAUUUAUCAACAAUAGAAACUAUUAUGAAAGAUGUACAUCAGGAACAUGGAGUGAUGAAGAAGAUGAAAGAGAAAAAAAAAUACUGUCAAAUGAAAAUAAUAUUAACACUAGUCGAACUCUUGCACCUUCAAGUAUUGAUAGAAUAAUUAACCGAUUUCUAGCAUUGGUUCCUCAAAACCUACAAUCAGACCAAUCACAUACGUUUAAAGAUCACAUACCAGACGUAAAGAAUAUGUAUGAAGAUUUAUUUAAUAAAUGUAUAAAAUUUGAUUGGCCUACUGAAGCAUUAAAUUCAGUUGAAUUAAAUGAUUUCGAUGAAGGGCCAUUUUUAAGAAUGAUUUUUAAAAAAAUCAGCAACAUUCCUAAUCAGAACUCUUCAACCACUAUGCAAUUAAAAGUGAUUUUAACAUUUUUAAGUUCUUUACCUCACCCAUAUCUACAUGAAUACUUGUUAAAUUCAACAUUACCAUUAAAACGUAAUGUACCAUCAUUAUACAUAAUAUUGUGCCAUGUACUUAAAGAACUGCAUAAAAAGAUAUUAACACUCCCAAAUUAUAAUGAAGAACUGAUUCAAGCAAGAAAACGUGUUUUAAAUAGUUCUUCAAUCAAACUAUUAAAAGAAAAAAAUUUUGAAGCAAUAAUUUUUAACAAUGCGGUAAUUUUAGAAGAAUUGUGUAAAGAAUUGGUAGCUGUACUAUUUGUGAAGUACCAUCAUUCAAACUUGGCUUGAUGAAAAUAAAAAAAAUCUAAGAU
Melanaphis sacchari is the source of this 2015-nucleotide messenger RNA. Its product is annotated as protein FAM160B1-like. The transcript has 13 exons. The record is from RefSeq and is a predicted model, not a curated record. Bases 16 to 1992 code for a protein of 658 amino acids. NCBI's taxonomy places the organism in Eukaryota, Metazoa, Arthropoda, Insecta, Hemiptera, Aphididae.